AUGCCUGCCGUCGGAGAUCAACAUAAGCCCAGUGGGAGCCAUAGCGCGAACCCUUUCGAAGAGCAGAAGCCUCGCAUUACAGAAUAUACAGCACAAGAGAUUGCCACAUUACAGAGUCGGCUCAAUCAGCAAUUAGGACCCGAGUAUAUCUCUGCCCGGGCAGGGCCGGGUGGUUCAAGGGUCCAUUACCUGGCUGCCGAGAAGGCGAUUAGUCUUGCGAACGAGGUUUUUGGGUUCAAUGGUUGGAGCAGUUCCAUCCAAAACAUCCAGAUCGAUUUCGUGGAUGAGAACCCUCAGACGGGUAAAAUCACACUUGGGCUCUCGGUUAUCGUGCGGGUGACCUUGAAAGACGGCACUCAUCAUGAAGACAUUGGAUAUGGGCAGAUUGAGAAUUGCAAGGGAAAAGCUGCUGCAUUCGAGAAGGCCAAAAAGGAGGGAACCACGGACGCAUUGAAGCGGGCGCUGAGGAACUUCGGCAACGUGCUAGGAAACUGCGUCUACGAUAAAGGGUACCUUGCCAAAGUCACCAAGAUGAAGGUUGGUGCGCCGAGAUGGGAUCCAAAUCUGCUGCACCGUCAUUCAGAUUUUGCGCCUCAGAAGCAAUACGAGGAGGUGAAGCCAACUCUCCCCGGUCCGGUGCAAGAGUCAUCCACUGAAUUCGACGACACUUUUGACCUGGAGGAUUUUGAGGUUGCGGACUUUGACGAAAUCGACGUAGGACAUCCAGACGAGGUGGCAUUGCCCGCUGGGCCAGCAGGUGCUAGACGUGGGCCGGCUGAUGGUGCUUCAGAGCGGAUGCCCCCUCCAUCCAAGGUAGAUCUGACUACACCGUCCAAAGCACCUGGUGUGGAUGAGGCGCAGUCGCGAACCCUGCCACCAAGAACAGCUCAGGCUACUGGUCCCUCCAACAUCGUUCCACAACCACUACCUGGGCAACGCGCUCCGGGGACAACAGGACCGCCGAAUAAGUCAUCCACGGGACCGGAUUCACGGCCCAAUGUGGAGGAUGUUGCUCGAUCAUUCUCUCCCACCCUAUCUUCGCAACAUUCUGCCAAUCAGUCGACCGGGCAAGGCUCUUCUGCGGCGGUCAACCCCCCUCGUAUUGCUGGCUUCUACUCUGCCAAGGCUGCUGGCAAGAUAGACGCCAACAACAACGUCAUUGCUGCAAUUCCAGCCGCGGUGCCCAAGUUCAACCCUCACGCCGAAAGCCCGUCAAUACGCAAGACUUCCGGAGUGAAUCACAGCAGGUCCAUCCCAUUAAAGCGGGAUUUGAUUCCUGACACCACCACGCUAGCACCGAGUAUUAUCAAUCCGCAGUCUGACUCGAGCAGAAGGGUGGGUGCGCCGGGUGCCAACAGUCCCCUUGCCCCUGUAAGGGGACCAAGUACUUCUGCAUAUCGACCUCCGACGAGGCGUGGACCAGAAUCGCCCGGUGGCCCGCCGCCAAACGCGGUGGAGAUUGGCGGAGGAGAUCGAGCAUUACAGGCCGCGAGAAGGACGCCCCUUGGGGAUGUGAGCAAUGUCCAGCAUAACGUGACGGCAGUCACCACCGAUGGGGUCGACGCAAAAAGACAGAGGAUCAUAGAAUCUGGCCAGAGCGGGAUACAUGAAACGGCGAACAAUGAUCCGGGCAUUGGCUGA
Capronia epimyces CBS 606.96 is the source of this 1641-nucleotide messenger RNA. RefSeq lists its product as uncharacterized. Gene Ontology annotation, cellular component: nucleus. The transcript is spliced from 2 exons. Lineage: Eukaryota; Fungi; Ascomycota; Eurotiomycetes; Chaetothyriales; Herpotrichiellaceae. The record is from RefSeq and is a predicted model, not a curated record. Gene Ontology annotation, biological process: DNA recombinase assembly; double-strand break repair via single-strand annealing; mitotic recombination. Bases 1 to 1641 code for a protein of 546 amino acids.